Molecule: messenger RNA, 1193 nt
Organism: Cucurbita pepo subsp. pepo (vegetable marrow)
Lineage: Eukaryota; Viridiplantae; Streptophyta; Magnoliopsida; Cucurbitales; Cucurbitaceae
Product: bidirectional sugar transporter N3
Biological process (GO): carbohydrate transport
Cellular component (GO): membrane
Molecular function (GO): sugar transmembrane transporter activity
Source: RefSeq, a predicted model, not a curated record
AGAUUUGAGGUUGCAUACAGAGAUUACUUAAAUCUCCUCUGCCUCUUCCUCUCUUAUCUUGCUCCUUCAACAUUCCAUUUGGGUUUUCCUUAAUAUAUAUAUAAUGGCUCUUAGUUUUAUGAACCACAACCCUUGGAUUUUUGCGUUUGGUCUUCUAGGCAACAUUUUCUCGUUCAUCGUAUUUCUGGCCCCAGUGCCUACAUUUGUAAGGGUGUGUAGAAAGAAAUCAACGGAAGGAUUUCAAUCAAUUCCGUACGUGGUGGCGUUGUUCAGCGCUCUGCUAUUGAUAUACUAUUCUACGCUGAAUGCGGACGAGUUCUUUCUGAUGACCAUCAACUCCGUGGGCUGUUUCAUUGAGACCAUUUACAUCGCUUUAUACAUUACCUAUGCUCCCAAGAAGGCUCGGACAUUCACAGUCAGGUUUUUUCUGCUGUUGGACGUGGUUGGGUUUUGCUCGAUUCUCGCAGUCACCCAAUUCUUAGUGAAGCGGCCCUACCGAGCCCGAGUGAUUGGCUUCAUUUGUGGCGGUCUGUCCGUCAGCGUUUUUGCAGCUCCUCUCAGCAUCAUGAGGAGGGUUAUCCGCACAAAGAGCGUGGAGUUCAUGCCAUUUAACCUCUCCUUUUUCCUCACACUCAGCGCCGUUAUGUGGCUCUGCUAUGGCCUGCUCCUCAAGGAUUUCUACGUUGCGCUUCCAAACACAUUGGGAUUCACAUUCGGGAUGGCUCAGAUGAUUCUGUACGCCAUUUACAGGAAACCCAGGGGGGGUUCUGAGGUAAAGCUCCCGCAGCACAAGGCGGAUAUUGAAACUGUAACCAAGACUACUACUAGUUUAGAGAGUCCCGAGGAGCAUGAGAAGGAGGGUGAGGGUGAAGAGGCUGCUCCUGCAUCCAACGGUGAGCAUGCACCGCCAGCACUAGCAUGUUCCAAUGACAAAUAUUGCAUGGACAACAUACAAGCCCCACCCAUGAUCAGAUGCGAGGCUUGAUUCGAUGCAUCAUUGGCUGCGCGUCUUCCCGAAUCUCUCCCUCCCCACCGCGCUGUGUACUCUAUUAUAAUGUCUUGUCCUGUGUCGUUAUAAUUAAUUAGUAGUAGCUUUAAUUUACGUAUUUGUAAAGCUUGGGAGAGCUUCCAUAUCCAUGUAAAAUUUAUGUACCUAACUCUGUUUCUAUGCUUAAUUAUUAUUCUCUUUUAUA